AUGUCAAACUUGUCGAGGGUGUUGGAGAGGCAACAGAAACAAAGGGAAGAAAUUCGGCAUAAACGUGCUCAAGAAGAUCAGGACGCCGAUGAAGAAGAUGAACAAAUGCUUGCAGCAGCGGUGUGUAUGAUGGAUCAAUCAAGGCAACAUCGUCGUCGUCGUGCCCCGAAUGUGGAAAGACGUAGGGAGUCUCGGGUGGAAAAUUUGUACACGAUGGAGUACCUUCGCAAACCCACGCCAAGGGACCUGCAACGACUUUUACAAAAAGGCGAGGCUCGAGGUUUCCCAGGAAUGAUUGGAAGCAUCGAUUGCAUGCACUGGCAGUGGAAGAAUUGUCCUACUGCUUGGCAAGGAGAGUACGGGAAUCGGAAGGGCCAAAAAAGUAUAAUUUUGGAGGCCGUAGCUUUAUUCGACUGUUGGGUUUGGCAUGCCUUCUUCGGGGUUGCCAGAUCUCAGAAUGACCUUAAUGUCCUUGGUCAAUCCCUUGUGUUCGACGAGGUAUUGCGAGGUCAUUCCCCCCAAGUCACGUGGACGACAUUCGUGAAAACAAUUCCGAAUCCCCAAUCCGAGAAGGAAAGAAGCUUUGCUUCCUUUCAAGAAGGUUACAGGAAAGACGUGGAGAGGUGUUCCGAUAUCUUGCAAGCUCGUUGGGCAAUUAUUAGGGGUGCUGCUUGGAUGCUAGAUGAGGAGGAUGAGUAUGACUACGAUGAUCCAGAGGUGUUUGAACCCGAUCCAAUGAACACGGCGUUGACAAGAAUAUAUGAAAGUUCGAUUGGAACCGUUACUUCGGGAUGGUCGAUUCAACAACCCCAUGAUUGA
This is a messenger RNA of Prunus armeniaca (apricot), 819 nucleotides long. The record is from the annotation of a GenBank genome assembly. NCBI's taxonomy places the organism in Eukaryota, Viridiplantae, Streptophyta, Magnoliopsida, Rosales, Rosaceae.